CAAGUCACCUCGUUCCCUUGCUGGACCAUGCGACGCAGUGUUCCCGCUCCGUGGCCUUGAAAUCCAGCCCGUUGAAUUCGAGUUGAAUUUCAGCUUGAAUUUAACAUUUCGUCUGGCAACAUCAGUCGAUGACGCCAUCAUUCACGUGAUCUGAUAACUCAGUCUCUUCCCUCGCCGCCUUGCUGCAGGUUCUCGGAGCGCUUCGCCGCAGUCUUCGCGCAAUGUUCAUGACUUUCCCGACUAUCCAGAGACGAGAACCUUCCGGCGAGCAGUGCCUGCUACACGACGUCCAAGCACAAAGCCAAGUUCCGGACCAGGUUCGGAAUGAACAUCAACAAGCAGGAGUGAACCUCCAAAAGCGACCUGGCUGCUAAACAGCGCACUACAGACAAGGACACCAGAGUGCGAGAACAAGAGCGCAUACGCUGAUCGACACGGCGAAGACACGCAGUUCAUCGCAGCCGUGACAGAUGGCGCCACCAUUCCGUGGGAGUCGAAUUCACGUGUUUCGAGUGACGUCACCGCAGAGGACACCUGCUUCAGAUUUACUGUGGACCUAACCGGAGGGUUCUCGAACCAUGGAGUCCCGGCGCCACCAGAAGUCCUCCUAGCCAGCUGAAGCAGGUGCAUGGAGUUGGAUCCUCGAGCCGGUCCCGGCGCCACCAAACCAUCGAGAAUUUUUCAGCAAUCUCUAGACACCCAUCAGCUCCCUGCAGAUUGGAAGGUCGGGAAGGUGGUCCCACUUCACAAGUCCGGCAGCAAAAAUUCGCCCCUCAACUACCGCCCCAUUUCCCUCACCAGCAUUCGUUGCCACUGGACAAGAACAUGGAGGACUGUAAGAAUGUCGCCACACCUAUCACACGUCGGAGGAACACUGCCAUGAAGGAGGUUGUCCAGCAGUCUUGGAACUCACAGGACAAAAAUUCUACAGUUACGCCAAAGUUCACCAUACCAGGUCACCAAUCUAUGGACAGGGUCAGCAACAACCGCAGCCUAGCACACUCGUCUCCCGGUGCUAACAACAGGAUGCUGGAGGAAGGGCAGAACAACAUCAACGCCGUUAGCCAAGUCUCUGGAGGCACGUUGCACCGCAGCUCGGCCAGCAGCAACAUCAGCGCCAUCAACAGCCCUGAACAGCAGCAACCGCCCUCGCAGCACCACUCCAACAAGCUCCAGCGGACCCCAAGCCACCUGAAGAGCGGCCAAGCGGCCCAGAACGGACCCCAUCGCCGAACUUGGGCUCACAGCCGGAGGCCGGGACAUUACUCGGUCGAGCGUUUACAGUGCGUUUCCGGACGACAUCUAUGAGUCCAUCGACGGUGAUGCCUCCUCGGUCGAUCGCCUGUCCGACGUCCCGCCACCGCCCGCGCCUCCCCAAUCCGAGGCG
Molecule: messenger RNA, 1387 nt
Organism: Dermacentor silvarum
Lineage: Eukaryota; Metazoa; Arthropoda; Arachnida; Ixodida; Ixodidae
Exons: 9
Coding region: 826-1308 (160 amino acids)
Source: RefSeq, a predicted model, not a curated record